This is a messenger RNA of Nelumbo nucifera (sacred lotus), 3532 nucleotides long. RefSeq lists its product as uncharacterized. NCBI's taxonomy places the organism in Eukaryota, Viridiplantae, Streptophyta, Magnoliopsida, Proteales, Nelumbonaceae. The record is from RefSeq and is a predicted model, not a curated record.
AAACGUGAAAAAAAAGAAAAAGAAAAAACAAAUAAAAGAAGAGGGAAAAAACGAAAGAACGAACAGGCGCUUCCAGCAAACACCGAGCCUCAAAGAAAGAAAGGGAGGAAUAAAAAGGGGCGAAAUUAGGGUUUCCCGUCUCGCAAUGGGCGUCAUAUCUGUAAGUCUGAGGCAUCUUAUCUAUCCAAUUUCUUUGUUCAUUCGGUAGGUAUCGAUGGUUCUCUUCUGUAUGAAUUCGAACAAUACGAGUUGGGGCGGCAAAGAAUUCAACUGGUUGGUAACCCUAAUCGAUUGAUUUCUCACUUAAGGUUUCAGGGAUUUAGCUGUAUCGAGUUUCAAAAUAAAAGAUCCUGGUGGGCCAAAUUGCGUAUUUGUGGGGUUUCCGGAUUUCGGUUUGGUUCUUCCACAUUUUAUGUUUGGAUGAAAAAUCAUGACAUUUGAUUGCAAUCCGGACAAGAUCGGAGGCUGCUGUUUUCGUUUGUCGACCAUUUCCUUUUUUUAACGGCAUGUUCUGGGCAAUCGCUUCCAUUUGAAGAACGGUUUCUUUGUUCUAGGGUUUCCUUAGGUAUUCUUUUUUUGCUUUGUGGAUCAUAGGUGCGGGGUAAAGGAUAAUGUGUAUACUGUGCGUGGUCCAGAAGUGGUCUCGGCGGGUUGCCACCAUGCUUCCGUGGUUAGUAAUUCCACUUAUUGGACUAUGGGCGCUUUCGCAGUUAUUGCCACCGCCGUUCAGGUUCGAGGUUACGUCUCCGCGGUUGGCUUGUGUCUUGGUUCUCCUGGUUACCCUAUUUUGGUACGAGAUUUUGAUGCCGCAACUUUCAGCUUGGAGGGUGCGUAGGAGCGCUCGUCUCAGAGAGAGAAAGAGGUUUGAAGCUAUAGAGAUGCAAAAGCUCCGUAAGACGGCUACUCGUCGGUGUAGGAAUUGCUCAACCCCUUAUCGGGAUCAGAACCCAGGUGGUGGACGGUUUAUGUGCUCAUACUGCGGUCACAUCUCUAAAAGACCAGUUUUAGACAUGCCAGGGCCUGCUAGACUGGGGAUUGGUAAUUCUGGAAUCGGGAAGAUAUGGAAUGGAAAGGUGUGGCCAGAGAAUGGUUGGAUUUGUGGUCAAGAUUGGCUAGAGAACGGCAGUUGGGUUGGUGGGUCUUUUGCAGGGAAGUCCAGUUAUUGGGGGAAGAAUGGAGGUAGAUACAUCAGUAGUAAUGAUGACCGUUGUUUGGCCGAGAAGUCCUAUUCCGGUGUUGUUGUUUGUGCUUGUAAGAUGUUGGCAUCAUUCUUCUUGAGCAUAAGGUGGCUGUGGAGAAAGAUUUUUAGGGUAAGUUCUCAAAGAGAAGAUACAUCAUUAGAUGCAGAACACAAGGGGAUAUUGUCAAAGAAAGGUGAAAAUGGGGUGAAUUUUCAUGAGAGCAAGGGGGAAAAGGCUAGGAGAAAAGCCGAGGAGAAGAGACAGGCUAGGUUAGAGAGAGAACUUUUAGAGGAGGAAGAAAGAAAGCAGAGGGAAGAAGUUGCAAGGUUAGUGGAAGAACGAAGGAGGCUGAGGGAUGAGAAGAUGGAGGCGGAAAAAGAAUAUAGUAAGGGAUCAGCUCCUGACAGGGGAAAGGAUAGUAAGAGAGAAGCUGAAAGGAAACGACAAGACAGAAAGAAGGAGAAAGACAAAGGAUCUAGUAAAAGCAAUUCAGAUGGGGAGGAGUUGGAAAGGAGGACUGGUAGGGAUAGUGAAAAAAGGCGGGAUUCUGACAAGAAGAAUGAGAUAGAAAGGCUAGAACUUCAGAAAAUGACAACUGAAAGUAUCAGGCUGCAGAGCUCUGAGGUGGGGCAUGGUAUAAAGGUUACAACUGCAAACAAUUUUAAUAGAGGAAGCACUGGGUAUAAGUACUUCGAUCGUGUGAAGGGUUCUUUUCUUUCUUCUUCUAAAGCUUUUAAUGGGGCUAGUUUCUUUGGAAAGGGUACUCAUGCUUCUGCAACUACUGUUUCAAAAACAAACAAAUCCAGUGGUUCUGUUGAUCAUGUCCAAGCUUUUGCCAAUCGUAGGGAGGUAUAUUCGGCUGAACAUACAUCUGGGAAAUUAAACUUCAAUGGAGAUGACAAAACCACUGAUAUUAGUUUCCAGCGUCCUGUGGUUUCAGAACCGCUACAAAGAACAACUCCAAAAAAGUCAUGGCAGCAAUUAUUUACUCGCUCUUCGGCAACUCCUCCAUCAUCCAAUGUGAACGCUAUAAUCAGGCCUAUUCAGAAACCCCAGCCAGAUGUUCGAAGUCCACAGAUGACUGGUCAAGUAUCACCAUCUUAUCCUUUGGCUAAUUCAAUCCAUUUUGGAGUAUCAUCGCCUUUCACUCUUGCUCCUUUUCCAAAUGGUUCAACACAUGCUGGUUCAGUUUCUUCUUCUGCAGCUGAUUUCAUGUUUCCCCUUGUUGGAGAACCAACAAAUGAAUUUAUCCCAGAAGAACCAGAGCUUUUUGAAGAUCCAUGUUAUGUUCCUGAUCCAGAGUCCUUACUUGGGCCAGUUUCAGAGUCACUUGACAAUUUUCCAUUGGACAUAGGGAAUGGGUUUGGAACAGAUUUGGGACUAGAGAAGCCUCGCUCUUUACAGAAUGCUUCUGCCUCUGCUGAUUUUAACAGGCCACCUCCAAUUGAGUCUCCCAUUUCACGAUUACGAGUUGCUGAAGAAAGGCAUGCCACCUCUAAUCAAUUCCCAUGCACUCAAAAGACAUGUGAUCUGCAUAGUCUGCAUAGUUCACCUAUAAAUGAAUCAAGCAAUGGGCAUGAGCAAGGUACAUGGCAAAUGUGGGGCUCACCUCCACUUGGGCAGGAUGGACUCGGUUUGGUAGGUGGAUCUGCAAGCUGGCUCUCACCUCUUGGACAGAGCAAACUGAAUCAGGAAGAUGUCAAGUACCCUUUGCCCCAAAAGCCUAUGGCAACUCAGUUUGCAAAUGAGAACCAUGUGCCCCCUGGCACUCGAUCUCCACAAAAAGCACAUCUUGGGAGUUGCCAGAAUGGUGGAAUAUUUAAUCCUAUAGCUAUUGCUUCAAAUGAUAAUAGCCUGUGGACAAAGAAGAAUGUAUUCCAGCCAUUGCCAGAUAAUGGAGAUGAUCAUUUUCCUCCGCCGAAUCCUGGGGAAGAUAUAUCUCGAAAUGAAAUAACUUACAGUAGUCCAGGAAGAUCAGCAGCCAGCCACCGAUUUGAACUGUCUCCAGCCAAUAGUUGGUCCAAAAGUGAUUGGGCAAUUGGGCAUGGUUCAGGCGAUGGUGUUGGAAACUCAACCUCAGCAAGGACUCACAUUGGGGGCCUAUUUUCGAACCCAGAUGUACAGUCACUUUGGUCAUUUAAUUGAAAAAGGUUAGAAAAAGGGGUGGGUACACUCGACCUCGCGGCUCCCACCUGUUGUGAAAGGCAAGCAGCCUCUUUUGAGGAGAAUGAAGAACUGGUUGCCUUGUACCUCCUUAAAUGAAAAUGAUGGUCACUUACAUUACAUUAGCAUGAGCAGAUAGUUGAAUAGAUGGCAUGCAUGCAUUGGUGCAUCCUCUUCAAUUUUACAUA